GGUUCCCGCCCCCGGCCCGCGCGCGCUCGCAGACCCGCGGCGGAACCCGAGGGCGGCGGCAGCGGUUUCCCUUGAACGAGCCGGGGAAUCUGGAGGGAGCACACAGGAAAGGCAGAGCCGCGAGCUGGUCCAGCCGUGCAAAUCUCUAGAAGAUGACGGUGUUCUUUAAAACGCUUCGAAACCAUUGGAAGAAAACUACAGCUGGGCUCUGCCUGCUGACCUGGGGAGGCCAUUGGCUCUAUGGAAAACACUGUGAUAACCUACUAAGGAGAGCAGCCUGUCAAGAAGCUCAGGUGUUUGGCAAUCAACUCAUUCCUCCCAAUGCACAAGUGAAGAAGGCCACUGUUUUUCUCAAUCCGGCAGCUUGCAAAGGAAAAGCCAGGACUCUAUUUGAAAAAAAUGCUGCCCCGAUUUUACAUUUAUCCGGCAUGGAUGUGACUAUUGUUAAGACAGAUUAUGAGGGACAAGCCAAGAAACUCCUGGAACUGAUGGAAAACACAGAUGUGAUCAUUGUUGCAGGAGGAGAUGGGACACUGCAGGAGGUUGUUACUGGAGUUCUUCGACGAACAGAUGAGGCUACCUUCAGUAAGAUUCCCAUUGGAUUUAUCCCACUGGGAGAGACCAGUAGUUUGAGUCAUACCCUCUUUGCUGAAAGUGGAAACAAAGUCCAACAUAUUACUGAUGCCACACUUGCCAUUGUGAAAGGAGAGACAGUUCCACUUGAUGUCUUGCAGAUCAAGGGUGAAAAGGAACAGCCUGUGUUUGCAAUGACCGGCCUUCGAUGGGGAUCGUUCAGAGAUGCUGGCGUCAAAGUUAGCAAGUACUGGUAUCUUGGGCCUCUAAAAAUCAAAGCAGCCCACUUUUUCAGCACUCUUAAGGAGUGGCCUCAGACUCAUCAAGCCUCUAUCUCAUACACGGGACCUACAGAGAGACCUCCCAGCGAACCAGAGGAGACCCCUGUACAAAGACCUUCUUUGUACAGGAGAAUAUUACGAAGGCUUGCAUCCUACUGGGCACAACCACAGGAUGCCCUUUCCCAAGAGGUGAGCCCAGAGGUCUGGAAAGAUGUGCAGCUGUCCACCAUUGAACUGUCCAUCACAACACGGAACAAUCAGCUUGACCCGACAAGCAAAGAAGAUUUUCUGAAUAUCUGCAUUGAACCUGACACCAUCAGCAAAGGAGACUUUAUAACUAUAGGAAGUCGAAAGGUGAGAAACCCCAAGCUGCAUGCCGAGGGCACGGAGUGUCUCCAAGCCAGCCGGUGCACCUUGCUUGUCCCCGAGGGAGCAGGGGGCUCUUUUAGCAUUGACAGUGAGGAGUAUGAAGCGAUGCCUGUGGAGGUGAAACUGCUCCCCAGGAAGCUGCAGUUCUUCUGUGAUCCUAGGAAGAGAGAACAGAUGCUCGCAAGCCCCACCCAGUGAGCAGCAGAAGACAAGCGCUCUGAGACCACACUUUAGGCCACCGGUGGGACCAAAAGAACAGGUGCCUCAACCAUCCCAAUAGUGUUGUCAGAGGGUCCCCAGGGCAUUUUCAUGGCAAGUACCCCUCUGCCCCCACUCCAGCAGUGCUUCCCGAAGUGUGCUCUGUCACCUGCUUUGCAAUCAGCUUCCAUUAGUGCAUGUUUUAUUUUGGUGUGACGGUCGGCGCUCCUAAACACGAACUUUCCUCAGGCUGGUUCAAGAUGGAAAAGGACUUUCUUCUGUUUUCUUCCAAAGUGCAACCACAGUGGGCUUAGCCUGCCUACGCCCUUCCAUUUCUGUUCUUUGACCGUGCUAGGAAUUCCAGGAAAGUGCAUUCCUUCCCUGGCGACCUUUUCCUAUUUCUAGGCUCCUUCACGGGUGCUUCUGUUUUGUGAGCUCCGGCUCCUGUUUAGCUUUUAUUUCAGUUCUAUCCUCAGUCCAGAAAUGUAGGCGAGGUUGGUUCCCUCUUCAGCCAUGGCUACAAUACUGUAAAUUGCUAGUUUUUAUUUUUUUAAGUAGUGCUUCCUAAAUGGUUUGCAUGAGAGCCACCUGGGGUACGUGUUGAAAAUUGAUUUGGGGUCCACUCCAAACCUAAUAACCCAAAUUGGGGAUGGGGUCCAGGAAUAUGCAUUUUUAAAAAGUCAGCUGCCCUUCCCAGGUGAUUCUAUAAGUUGUCCCUCAACCGUACUUGGAGAAAUAGUGUUUUAAAGCAGUGGUCCACAAAGUAUUCUGCUCACGUGCCCCCCAGAAGUAUUUUGAAAAAUCAUGUAUCCCCUCACCCAUCUAAGUUGACAUCUAAAAUUUUUCAUGGGAAGUUAAAUAGUUGACAAAGUAUGUAUUUGCUGGUGUCGUGUAAAUAUUGGUAUUCUAAAAUAAAAACUGUUACAUCACUAUUUUAAACAUAUCCAGUACAAUUUAAAUAUCAUAACAAUUUGACACCCUUCAUUCAUUUAUAAAAAUAAAUGAGCUAGUUCUUUAGUAGUUGAACAUUUCAAAUUGGCUUUUCUCCUUCUGUAUUUCUAUACUACUUUUCAGCCAAGAAUCCUGUCAGAAUGUAAUCUAUUAUGCCUGCCAUCUUUUAAUCAUUCACCCCAUUAUCUUGUCAACAAAAAAUAUAAAUGGAAAUAAGUUUUUUUAGUUCUUGCUUUAAGUGUUUAUCUAUCUCAGUCCAGAACAAAUGUUAUAAUUAUUGGUAUAUAAUGAAAACGGUAUUAAUAUAAUUCUUUGAUGAUUAAAAGUUGUUUUAUUAGAAUGA
Chlorocebus sabaeus (green monkey) is the source of this 2715-nucleotide messenger RNA. RefSeq names its product acylglycerol kinase (gene AGK). Gene Ontology annotation, molecular function: ATP-dependent diacylglycerol kinase activity; acylglycerol kinase activity; ceramide kinase activity. Gene Ontology annotation, biological process: ceramide biosynthetic process; phosphorylation; sphingosine biosynthetic process. Lineage: Eukaryota; Metazoa; Chordata; Mammalia; Primates; Cercopithecidae. The record is from RefSeq and is a predicted model, not a curated record. Gene Ontology annotation, cellular component: mitochondrion; membrane; cytoplasm.